Molecule: messenger RNA, 1558 nt
Organism: Tripterygium wilfordii
Lineage: Eukaryota; Viridiplantae; Streptophyta; Magnoliopsida; Celastrales; Celastraceae
Exons: 8
Coding region: 64-1152 (362 amino acids)
Source: RefSeq, a predicted model, not a curated record
AGACCGAACGAAGGGGGCAAGGGGAAGGGAUAAUCAGAGGAGAGAGAGAUAGAGAGAUAAAUAAUGGGAGCGGAAGUACCCUUGCCCACGUACGAGGAGGCUCCACCUCUCAUUCUCGGACUGCAACCGGCGGCCCUGGCUGAUCACGUGGCACGUGUCGACUGGUCCCUGCUCGAUCAAGUCCCCGGUGAGCGUGGUGGCUCAAUUCCGGUUGAAAUUGAGGAGCUUGAGCAUAUAUUAAGAGAGGUGGAAACCCAUAUUCUAUCCUUGCCCAGCGAACGUUCUCCUAUUAAGACUAUAGCUGGGGGAAGUGUUGCCAAUACAAUUCGAGGAUUGAGUGCAGGCUUUGGGAUCUCUUGUGGAAUUAUUGGUGCCUAUGGAGAUGAUGAGCAGGGCCAGUUAUUUGUGCGUAACAUGAGCUUCAGUGGAGUCAACCUCUCAAGAAUGAGGAUGAAGAAGGGAACCACAGCUCAGUGUGUUUGCCUGGUUGAUGCAUCAGGAAAUCGUACAAUGCGACCCUGUCUCUCAAAUGCCGUAAAAGUUCAGGCUGAUGAGUUAAGCUUGGAGGAUUUUAAGGGCUCCAAGUGGUUGGUUCUAAGGUAUGCAAUAUUUAACAUAGAAGCUAUUCAAGCAGCAAUUCAUACUGCGAAGCAAGAAGGUGUCCGUGUCUCCUUGGAUUUGGCCAGUUUUGAGAUGGUUCGGAGAUUUAGAUUGCCUCUUAUUCAGUUACUCGAGAGCGGGAAUAUAGACCUCUGUUUUGCCAAUGAAGAUGAAGCAACAGAACUGCUGAGGGGUGAAAAAGAUGUAAAUCCUGAGGCAGCGCUUGAAUUUUUAGCAAAUCACUGCAAGUGGGCUGUUGUGACAUUAGGUUCGAAAGGUUGCAUUGCAAAACAUGGUAAAGAGGUGGUUCAAGUUCCUGCAAUAGGGGAAGUCAAUGCCAUUGAUGCCACUGGCGCAGGAGACCUGUUUGCUUGCGGUUUUUUAUAUGGACUGGUAAAGGGGUUAUCUCUUGAGGAUUGCUGCAAAGUGGGUUCAUGCAGUGGUGGUUCUGUCAUUCGUGCCCUUGGGGGUGAGGUGACCCCGGAGAAUUGGCAGUGGAUGUAUAAGCAGAUGCAGAUGGAGGGCCUCCCAAUUCCUAAUAUUCGCAACUGAAUCACCUUAAUAGUUAGAACUUGACUUUAUCUCACAAGUUAAUUUUGAUUCUCUGUUCAUUUCAAAGCAAAGGGCAGUUUGUGGUUGCAUUUUGGGGCUGAUUUGACGAAAUCCUUGAAUGUGGUUAAUGGAAAUUUCAUGUUUGCAAGGACUUCAUUCCAGCUGAUGAGCUUUUAUUGCAUGAGGGGGCAAAAGAAACCGUCAAGCCACAAGGCAUGAGCGUAUAUAUGUUUUCAUCUCACGAUAUGAUAAAUCCAAAGCAUGGUCACAAGGGUAAUCCUAGAGAUAGCCAGGACAUUGUUGGACCUACCAGAGAGAUUUACCACAAAAAUAUUACCUAAGUGGUUUAUAUUGUGAAAGUUUUCCAACUAGUAUUAUAUCUGAGAUCAAUGUGAAAAUUUGCUCA